CACCCAAUUGUCCUCCUUUUAUUGCAUAUACUAGUGUACUUAAGUAUAUUUAACAAUGAACGCCGCCGUUGUUUUUGUUGUUUCAUUCAACAAUGGUUCCCAAACGCCACACGAGUGUCAUUCAGGCGACCCGAUUCCGACCGGGAUUCGAACCAUGGAAGCUUCUUGAGUUCUUUGUGACUGAAGCCGGUGUUUAGGACCAGGAUCUGGACCAGGAUGUUCUGCAGCUUUCACUCGCCCUGGCUCUUGCUGGCUCUGUGGAGUCUCUGUCGGCCCAGCUGGCAGAUCGUAUGGCCCGGCAGCAAGUCCAAGAGCCAGCUGGACCCCAACGUGAAGGACUGGGGAGACUAUUCGGACCUUCCCGCCGGAACGGAGCUAGGACUCGGCUUGGAUGAGGACAGACAACAUGGAGACAAGACCGGAGACUCUGGUCUUGCGUCCGAGUUGGAUUUUCUCUCUGAUUUUGCAGGUAAAAAGCGUCUGUGGGUGAUCACGGCUCCCUCGCACCAGGACCACUACCUGCGCAUGAUGGAGAAGCAGCUGGAGGACAUGGACCAGAAGUUUCUGAACUGCCGCCUGGCAGAGCGAGACACGCUGCUGGUCACCAUCGUGCAGAACGCCAUGAUGGAGGGCAGGAUCCAGAAGACCAGCGCCCAAGGAGACGCCACGGUGGAGACCCUGGACCCCGACACCGUCACCAGACUGCUGCACUACCUGCAGCUCACCCAGGACCAAGCCUUCAACAUGUUGAUCCUGAAAAAAAACCUGCGAGUCAGCGAGCGCUUCCCCUACCCGGUGCGUGUGGCGGCCAUCUUGGAAGUCAUCGACCAGCUGCCCGCCAGGAAGCUGGAGAAGAUCACCAGGAAGGGAUCCAGGAUAAGCUGCGGAGGCGGCCGGAGGAAGGUUGUGGUGAAGAGGAGGAGGAUGAAGAAGAGGAUCACGCCCAGGCCGAGUCACGCCAGCUCAAUGGUCGCCUCGCAGAGGAGGAAAGCCGCCCUGAGGAGCAAGAUCCAGGACAUCCUCAGUGGGAGGUCCAGGUUCGUCAUCUGGAAGGCGCCCAGCACCGGCAGGAAGUCCGGCGGAGGCAAACAGGAAGUGGCGAGGGAGAGGGCGCACGUGUCGGCGGGAAAACAUGAAGAGAAGAACCAAAGGCCUGACACGUCUUUAGCUGAAGGCUCGAACAAGUGGGCGGAGGAGAAGGUCAGAGAAGAAGAGAACAACAACAAGGAAGAGAACAACAACAAGGAAGAAAGAAACAACAAGGAAGAGAAGAACAACAAGGAAGAGAAGAAGGGCAAAGGGAAGAAGGGAAAGAAAGGGAAGAAAAGAAAAGGAAAGAAGUCCAAACAGGAAGUGAGUGAGAAGGACAAAACUGCCUUGAAGGACUUUUUGGAGACUUUCAAGGGCAAACGAAGGUUAAUGCUGAUAUCGACGCCCACCACAGACACAAGCUUGUACGUGCAGCAGCGUGCUGAGAACCAGCAGCAUCACUGCCAGCUGGCGCUCAGGCAGGUUACCGUGGCGACCAUGGUGGGCGACGGCGUGCUGACGCUGCAGCAGCACCAACUUGACUCCGAGCCGCCGUUCAGCGAGGUGGCGAGCGAGCGCUGGUCGGAUCCGCGUCUGAUCUCACUGCUGAGGGCGGAGCUGGGCUUGUCCUCGUCCGACCUGUUCUCCAUGACCAUCACAGACUACGACAUCAAGCCCAACAGAGUGUUUGAAGCCCCGCCUACCAGCCUCGCCAUGUUCCGACACAUCGACCACUUCCCGUCCAGGCGCCCUGAAGAAGAACGAGAGCGGAAAGAUCCUCCGUCAUGUGGGAGGGACGAGCAGCGAGCUGAGGAGGAGGACAUCCUGCUCAGGUUCAUGUCCAGGAGGAGACUGCUGCUGGUGUCCGCUCCGGCCGAGGACGACUACUCGUUACAACAGCAGCUGUCUGCGCUUCACGGACAGGAAUGUCACCUGGGUGUCCGCCACUUCGCCUUGUUGAAGCUGACGGGGGCGGCAGACAAAGCAUCGGGCACGGUGGAGCUCUUUCCCCUCAACGGUCGCAGCCAGAGCCAGGUGGAGCCGCUGGGCCGCCAGGCCGUCAACAACCUGCGGGAGCAGCUGAAGAUCAGCAGGGACUACUUCAGCAUGCUGGUGGUGGGCAAGGACGGAGACGUCAAGGCCUGGUUCCCCUCGCCCAUGUGGACCUUGGACAGCGUCUACGACCUGGUGGACUCCACCGAGUCACGCCUGCGCGAGGAAACGCUGCAGAGGCGGAGCGGGAUUCACUGCUCGGAGGAGCGUUACCACGGAUACGACGAGGAUGGAGCCUAUCAGCAGUCGUAAUGGAUGAGUGACACUUCUGAAUUUGCUACUUUUAUACCUUCCAACCAAAGUCCAUCAUCCAUUAACGUCAAAUCAAACGUUUUCGGUACCCUUUUCAAAAUGUUAAUUUACAAUAAAUAUGCUACUGAUUAGCAUUAGCAAUUUUACACGGCGAUUUCAACACCUCCAAAUAAAAACAACAAACACACGAUAUUACGCAGAAAUGUUUUGUAAAUGUUUAUUUACAUAGAAUUGUUUCCGAAACGGCGUCUGUAACAGGGCAGUAAAACGGCUGAUCCAACAAAACAGAAGUCAUGGUCACGGACCCACUAACUGCCAUUGUAAUUUAAUAAUACUAACACAGACACUUGUAAACGUGUUAGCAUAGUAGCUAAUGCUAAUGACGCUGGCUUCAUUACAUGACGAUAGGAUAGCACGUACAAAUAUGCAUGACAACACUCCUACCGACAUCACACAUGGGACACUUUAGUAAGUGACAAUUGUUUUAGUUAUAUUGUAAAACUUACAAACGUUGCUUGGAUAAUAAUAAUAAUAACAGAUUUUAUUUGUAAAAAGCACUUUACAUUGAGCAAACAACCUCAAAGUGCUACAGUGUAUUAAAAAAAAUACAAAUAAAAAGAUAAUAAAAAUAAAAAGUAGAACAGCCUAAUAGCUAGAACUAGUAUGCAUAUAUCUAAAAAAAAAAUAAAAAAAAAGGUUUUUUUUAAAAAGAAGGGUUUUUAAGCCUUUUUUAAAAGCAUCCACAGUCUGUGGUGCCCUCAGGUGGUCAGGGAGAGUGAUGAAUGAAGAAUCCAUACGAGUAGAAACGCUAUGGAUGGCUAGAAAACAGACCUUAAACAGCAGAAAACACACGUAGACACUCAUGUGACGGUUUAGUAAGUCAAAUGUUUUUAGUUAUAUUGUAAAAUUUACAAACGUCGCUUGGAGUGAUGAAUGAAGAAUCCAUACGAGUAGAAACGCUACGGAUGGCUAGAUGACAGACUUUGAAAAGCAGAAAACACACGCAGGCUUUUGUGUGACGGUUUAGUAAGUAAGAAUAGUUUUAGUUAUAUUGUAAAACUUACAAACGUUGCUUGGAGCGACGUAUGAGGAAUCCAUAGGAGUAGGAACGCUAUGGAUGGCUAGAAAACAUACUUUAAACAACAUAAAACACACGCAGGCAUUCAUGUGACGGUUUUUAGUUAUAUUGUAAAACUUACAAACGUUGCUUGGAGUGAUGAAUGAAGUGUUAGGGUGUGGUGAUGUGGAUCCCAAGGAUGCAGAGACGAGUUUGGGUUUUCAAUUGUUCUUCCUCUUUAUUUGGCGGAAGCACAAGGUAGCAAAACAAAACAAUGGCGAUGGUGGAAAACACAACACACCAUGUAACAAACUACUGAGAGUAAAAAAACACAAAACUAAAGGCGCUAGACAAGGCUAGGAAAAAUAUACUUCAUGAGAGAAGUGAUAAAACAAGGUACCAAAAUAAAACGCUAGACAAGGCUAGGAUCAAACGGGCCAACCUGUGGUGAAAGGUUCGCGACUUAGUGAGUCCUCUUGCACGACCAACCGUUUGGUAGCAAUGGCAAAGUUCCGGCGCUCACCGGCCGUCAGCAGCCAGUUAAAAUAGGCUGCUGCUAAUCAAGCUCAGGUGUGUGCUGCUGCCUUGCGUCAGCUGCACUCCAUACUGUGGAUGAGAGAGAGAGUGAACAUGGUGCAGACAAUAA
This is a messenger RNA of Entelurus aequoreus (snake pipefish), 4037 nucleotides long. It is a transcript of the gene ccdc80l2, whose product is annotated as coiled-coil domain containing 80 like 2. The transcript is spliced from 13 exons. The coding region runs from base 217 to 2334 and encodes 705 amino acids. Lineage: Eukaryota; Metazoa; Chordata; Actinopteri; Syngnathiformes; Syngnathidae. The record is from RefSeq and is a predicted model, not a curated record.